Molecule: messenger RNA, 1369 nt
Organism: Caenorhabditis elegans
Lineage: Eukaryota; Metazoa; Nematoda; Chromadorea; Rhabditida; Rhabditidae
Gene: amdh-1
Product: putative imidazolonepropionase
Exons: 9
Coding region: 2-1300 (432 amino acids)
Biological process (GO): L-histidine catabolic process
Cellular component (GO): cytoplasm
Molecular function (GO): imidazolonepropionase activity; hydrolase activity; hydrolase activity, acting on carbon-nitrogen (but not peptide) bonds, in cyclic amides
Source: RefSeq, marked reviewed
AAUGUAUCGCCUUCUAGUUAAAAAUUUGAAACAAAUUGUUCAAAUAGUGGACGAUGACGUCACUGAGUUCCUAAUUGGUGAUCAAAUGAACAAUAUUAAGAUCCUAAACGAUUCUUCCAAUUCGCUGGUGAUUUUAGUGGAUACCAAUGGCAAAUUUUCGUACAUCGGAAACUUGAAUGGAGCUGAAAAUAAGCUUAAAGGAGAAGGCGUUGAAAUGGAAAAUUUGAAAAUUAUUGAUUCAAAUGGAGGAAUUGCGAUUCCGGGAUUCGUCGAUGGUCAUUCUCAUCCAGUUUUUUCUGGAGAUAGAGUUCACGAGUUUGCGAUGAAGUUGGCUGGUGCCACGUAUAUGGAGGUCCAACAAGCUGGUGGUGGAAUAAUGUUCACAACAAACAAGACACGAGAGGCAAGUGAGCAAGAUCUCAGAAAGGAUUUUGAAGAGCUUGCCAAGAAAAUGUUGCGCAGUGGAACAACUACAUUAGAGGCGAAAAGUGGUUAUGGUCUAAAUGUGGAUGCUGAGAUGAAAAUGCUGAGAGUUCUAGCCACUGAAAACCCAAACAUCCCUCUGGAAGUUUCGGCGACUUUUUGUGGGGCUCACGCAGUGCCAAAAGGAUCUACGGAAUAUGAGCAAACUCGUAUGAUUUGCGAGGAGUUGAUUCCAAAAAUAGAAGAUGAAAAGAGAAAUGGAGGAUUGAAGAAUGUGGAAAAUAUUGAUGUUUUUUGUGAAAAAGGUGUUUUUGAAGUAGAGUCCAGUCAAAAGAUUCUGAAACGUGGCCAGGAAGCUGGGAUGGCAGUCAAUUUCCAUGCCGAAGAGCUCAAGUACAUUGGAGGAGUUGAGAUGGGAGCCAAGAUUGGGGCCCGCGCAAUGUCGCAUCUCGAAGAAAUUUCCGACAAAGGAAUCCGCGGGAUGGCUCAAGCAGGAUCGGUUGCUGUUCUUCUACCAUCAACAGCCUUUAUUCUCCGUUUGACACCUCCACCAGCACGAAAGUUAAUCGAAAAUAAUGUGAUUGUAGCGUUGGGAUCUGAUUUCAAUCCGAAUGCAUAUUGUCUCGCUAUGCCCAUGAUUAUGCACUUUGCAUGUGUAACUAUGAAGCUGUCUAUGCCAGAAGCACUGACUGCCGCUACUCUCAACUCGGCACAUUCAAUUGGAAGAGGAAAGUCUCACGGAGCAAUUGCCAAAGGAAGAAACGCCGAUUUCGUGAUUCUUUCCGCCAACUCCUGGGAGCACAUCAUCUACCGUAUUGCUGCUCAUCAUGACGUCAUUAACUACGUCAUCAAGAAUGGGAAUGUUGUUGAUAUCUGAUAAUAUUCUUUUUUUAUUGGUUUAAUAUAAGUUUUUUGGGCAUAAAUAAACUGGUGCAGGAUUACAAAU